Messenger RNA from Drosophila serrata, 2309 nucleotides. RefSeq lists its product as uncharacterized. The record is from RefSeq and is a predicted model, not a curated record. Lineage: Eukaryota; Metazoa; Arthropoda; Insecta; Diptera; Drosophilidae. Gene Ontology annotation, biological process: monocarboxylic acid transport; transmembrane transport. Gene Ontology annotation, molecular function: monocarboxylic acid transmembrane transporter activity.
CUCCAUAUAUAUAUAUAUACAUAUAUACAAAUCUAUAUGUAUAUAUAGAGGAAAGAGCCAGAGAAAACAGCGAAAAACCAAAGGCAGCUAGACAAAAGCAGAAAAGCAGCAGUCCAGGAAAAGUAGAAGACGCGGCUAAAGGAGGAGGUGGAGGAGAACACAAACAACAAAGAGCAGCAGCAGCGGAGGAGCAGCAGCAACAACAACAACAACAACAGCAGUGGAAAUGGCCAACAAACAGCCCAGAAAAGUGGCACCCGAUGGCGGUUGGGGCUGGGUGGCCUGCUUUGGUGUUAGUUUGGUUAACCUCGCUACCCGAUCCAUUGAGCCAUCUUUUGGCCUGCUCUUUGGUGACACACUCAAGGAUCUCAAUGUGGGAACGACGGGCGCAGCGGUGAUCAUCAGUGCGCUGGACGUCUGUAUGAAUUUCUCUGGCCUGUUUGUGGGACCGCUGCUAAAGGAGUUCUCCUACCGCAAAGUGGCCAUCGCUGGCUCCCUGCUCUGUGGCCUGGGACUGGCAUUGACAUCGCCAGCGACUAGUAUGGCUCACAUCCUGAGCACCUAUUCGGUGAUCAAUGGCAUCGGUGUGGGUCUAUCCACCUCGGCGGCCUUUGUGGCCCUAAAUCAUUACUUCAAGCACAAGAGAGGACAGGCGGUGGGCCUCUCCAUGGCCGGUACAGCCAUGGGAAUGCUAAUAAUGCCACAGCUGGUGAGGAUCCUACUGGAGGCUUACGACUUCCGCGGGGCGGUGCUGCUGCUGGCUGGUGUGGCCCUCAAUGCCACGGUUGGAUCGGUACUGCUGCAGCCGGUGAAGUGGCACAUGAAGGAGGAGUUUGACGACGAGGAACUGAUGUGCAUCUCGGCCCUGCCCACCCCGCAGCCUCAGCUGACGGUGGGCGGAGCAGGUGGCGCUGGUGGUGCAACUGCGACCGGUGCGCCCGAAUUCAAGGUGAUCAAAGAGGAUGGCAACGAAGAGGAUGCCCUGCCCGAGAUGAACACGUUGUUGUUCCACAAACAUCAUCCGCAUCAGAUGCGUAAGAAUUAUUCUGAAAUGGCCAUGAACACAAUGAAUGGCUCCCGUUUGGGUAUACCCAAGAGGCCGACAUUUCCACGGAUCAUGUCCCUGGCCGGGGUACAGUCCGCUGCCCAUGGAUCCGGCGGAGAAUCGGGCGGUUAUCCAUCGCAGGCGGAGAUUAAUGCCACGCAGCUGCGCUGCCGCAAGGCCUCGGUCACCUCGAACCUCUCCUACAUGGACUUCACCGGCUCGAUCCUUCAGGUGCAUCUCAAUACCGGCGACGAUGAGUUCGAGCAGAACGAUCGUGAACUGCGACGCGUGGGCACCGCCACGGGCAGCAUUGUCCUCGGCGGUCAUCGGGAUAGUUUCAUCAAGAUGAAGCCCACGGAGCUGGACAAGCAGGCCGAGGCAGCUGCAGUCAUUGAUGAGGAGGCAAGGAAGAAGGCCAAGAAGCCGGGAUUCUGGCGACGAUUUGCCGACCUCCUGGACAUUGAUAUGCUCAAGGAUAAGAUGUUCCUUAAUCUGUUAUUUGGUCUCUCCAUCUUCUAUGUGGCUGAGAUGAAUUUUAAGAUGGUCACACCCUUCUUCUUUGCCAAUCUCGGUUAUCAAAAAGCGGAUGUGGCCUUUUGUCUAUCAGUUACGGCCAUUACGGAUAUUGCUGCACGUAUUGUCCUGCCACCGAUCUUUGAUCGUACAACAAUUAAGAAGCGCACCAUCUUUCUGGUGUCCAUCAUUUUCGUGGCACUGACGCGAUCAAUUAUGGCUGAGCAAACGGACUGGACUCAGUUGAUGAUUUGGUUGUCCAUCUGCGGCUUCUUCCGUGGCUCCGCUUUGAGCAACUUCACCCUCACAGUGUCCGAGUAUUGCUCUUUGGAGAAACUGCCAUCGGCCUUUGGCUGGCAUUUGGUGGGCAAGGCUUUGUUUGUGAUCUCCUUUGGACCACUUAUUGGUCUGAUUCGUGAUGUGACGGAUAGCUAUCCCAUUUGUAUACACACCCAGAGUGUUUGCAUAUUGCUGUGUGCCCUUGCCUGGGGCAUUGAGUACCUGGUGGAGUACAUUCAUUCGAGACGACGCACUGCCGAUGCUGCCCAGUUGCCCACACAGGAUGCCACAACGACGACAGCGACAACGCAGGAUGUGAAGCUGUAAGGGCGGGACACAAGGAGAAGGACUACUUAUUAUAGAGAUAAAGAGAGAUCUACUUUAAGGAAGGCAGUCCCCCAGCCACGAACUUUAAUUAUACUUAAAGGGACAGCGAUCAGGAUGAUAGCUAGCUUGUGAAACCCUAAACACA